This is a messenger RNA of Capsicum annuum, 970 nucleotides long. RefSeq lists its product as uncharacterized. The transcript has 4 exons. Lineage: Eukaryota; Viridiplantae; Streptophyta; Magnoliopsida; Solanales; Solanaceae. Bases 1 to 969 code for a protein of 322 amino acids. The record is from RefSeq and is a predicted model, not a curated record.
AUGGAUUUGGUAGAUUUGAGGAUAGAUUUUGUAGAUUUGAGAGCGAAUUUUGUGGAUUUGGAAACGAAUUUUGUGGAUUUGGAAGUGGGUUUUAUGGGUUUGAAAAUGGAUUCUGGGGAUUUGGCAAUGGACUGUGGAUUUGGAGACGGGUUUUGUGGGGUUAAGGAUGGAUUUUGUGGAUGGCAUUCAUCUUCUUUCAUGAGGGAUAGAAAGUUCAAUGGGAAAGGAAAAGGAAGUAAUAAAGAACACAAAUUAUUGCAAUAUUUGGAAAUAGAAAGUGAGAAUGACCUUCUUGAUGAAGAUGAAGAUGUGGAGGAGGAAAAUGAUCAUGAAUCUGAGGUUCCAGAACAUACUGGGCCAGUUGGUCAAAAGAUAGAAGCUUCACCAGCUCCUAAAGAGGCAGAGAGACAACUAUCGAAGAAAGAGAUAAGGAAAAAGGAGCUUGCUGAAUUGGAGGCACUUUUAGCUGAUUAUAGGGUUGAGCAAGAGGAGAAAGGUUCAUCAGACUUACCUAGUAAUUCUUUUGCCUCGUGUAUUGAUGGUGUGGAGUUUUCUAAAAGUUUUUCUAUAAUUACAAAUGUUACCAAUGAGAAGAAAGAGGGAGGUGACCAGCAAGGAGAGGAUAUGGAAAAGAAAAAUGCUGCCACUAUAGAAACGAAAAGUGCAAAGAAGAAGAAAAAGAAGGACAAAGCAUCCAAGGAGGUGAAGGAAUCAGUGGAUCAGUCCAACAACGUUGAUGCCACCAUUAGACCCGGGGAAACUGGAAGAGCUGGGCAAGUAGAAGAUGUGUCACCGGUGGAUAUGAAAGAGAAGCUGAAAAGGGUGGCUUUGGCAAAGAAAAAGAAAUUUAGGAAAGAGACACAUGCUGCUGCGAGAGUUGCUGCUAAUGAGGUUGCUGCACAGAGUGCCAGGAUUGCUGCAGCAAAGAAGAAAGAGAACAGUCAUUACAAUCAGCAGCCGAUGCGAUAAA